Molecule: messenger RNA, 1217 nt
Organism: Diabrotica balteata
Lineage: Eukaryota; Metazoa; Arthropoda; Insecta; Coleoptera; Chrysomelidae
Source: the annotation of a GenBank genome assembly
GAUUGGUUGACUUCAAAAUUAAAGGUGGAAUGAUGAUAACAAAUUCAACUUAUUUACACUAGCUCAAUUCAGGGCUAGGUUAAGUUUAAUUUAUUUGUAAUUUUAAUGUAGAAUAUACUGUUUUAUUGAAAUAAAUUGUAUCAAAGAUGGAUCUACACAAGAUUGUAGAGCUGGGAAACCGAACGUUUGAAGAACUUAGUCCAGAAGAAAAAUUAAGGCUAGAACAUCAAAGAAUACAUGAACAACAUAAAGGCCAUGAGAAAAUGCACGCGGAAAUGAUUAUAGUUUUAAUUAUAACGUUAGUUGUUGCCCAAUUGUGCCUAAUUGAAUGGAAGAAGCGUCAUUAUAGGAGUUAUUCUCUAGUCACUUUAUUAGCCAUGUGGAUCCUACCGCUAGGGCUUUGUUUGAGAAGUCAUUGGUGGAGAUUCGUUUUUAUAUGGCUUCUAUUUUCAUGUAUAACUAGUCUUAUUGUUAGAAAAGCCAUUCAGAAGCCAAUAGAUAGGACCACACCGAGAUUAGUAUAUAAAUGGUUUUUACUUCUUCAUAAGUUAAGUUACGCUCUGGGCAUCUUAGGAUAUUUCGUAAUGAUGGCAACCUUUUUUGGACUGAAUUUUGUGUUCAACGCCCAGCCCAACAGUUGGAUGGACUGUGCGUUACUACUCAUCUUUUACGGACUGUAUUAUGGCGUACUAGGUAGAGAUAUAGCCGAAAUAUGCGCAGAUAAAAUGGCAGCCCAUAUUGGGUAUUAUUCACCUCAAGGAAUAAGUACAAGAAAUUUGGAUCCUUCAGUAUGUGCCGUAUGCGGUAAUAAAUUAUUGGUUAGCGAAGAUGAAGAAGGAGUCAUAGAAAAUACGUAUAAACUAAGUUGUGAACAUGUAUUCCACGAAUUCUGUAUACGCGGAUGGUGUAUAGUAGGCAAGAAGCAAACAUGUCCAUAUUGCAAAGAAAAAGUGGAUCUUAAGAAAAUGUUUUCCAAUCCAUGGGAAAAACCACACGUACUGUUCGGCCAGUUAUUGGACUGGAUCAGGUGGCUGGUCGCUUGGCAACCCGUAAUCGUUUUUCUAGUCCAAGGAAUCAAUUGGGCCUUAGGCUUGGAGUAGGUAGAGGCCGAGGCGCUUCAACGAAGAAACUGCAUCGUUUUGACUUGAUGAUUUUUUGUUACCUAUUUGUUGUGAUGUUAAAUUAUUUGAUAAUAAAAAAAUACCUGCUUAAGAUUA